GUCGCGGCAUAAUGACGCCAUCGCUGUGAAAGCCGGGCCGGAAGUGGGGUUGACUCCAGACUGAUGUGUCUGUGAAGGCCGCUUCUCGUUACCUGCUCCCCUUGGGCCGAAUCUGCCGCCAUCGGGGCCCGCUUAGGGCGUACAGAAUUAUAGAAGAUGGCAAGGUUCAUAACACCUGUUAUCCAGGACAAUCCCUCAGGCUGGGGUCCAUGUGCUGUUCCUGAGCAGUUCAAAGAUAUGCCUUAUCAGCCCUUCAGCAAAGGAGAUCGGCUUGGCAAGGUUGCAGACUGGACAGGAGCUACUUACCAGGAUAAGCGAUACACAAAUAAAUAUUCAUCCCAGUUUGGUGGAGGAAGCCAAUAUGCAUAUUUCCAUGAGGAAGAUGAGGCCAGUUUCCAGCUGGUAGACACAGCACGUACACAAAAGACUGCGUACCAGAGAAAUCGCAUGAGGUUUGCCCAGAGGAACCUUCGGAGGGACAAGGACCGUCGAAAUAUCCUUCAGUUCAACAUGCAGACGCUGCCUAAAAGUGCCAAGCAGAAGGAGAGGGAUAGACUGCGCCUGCAAAAGAAGUUUCAAAAGCAAUUUGGAGUAAGACAAAAAUGGGAUCAAAAAUCUCAGAAGCCUCGUGACUCCUCUGUGGAAGUUCGCAGUGACUGGGAGGUGAAGGAAGAGAUGGAUUUUCCUAGGCUGAUGAAGAUGAGAUAUCUGGAGGUGUCAGAACCUCAAGACAUAGAGUGCUGUGGGGCCCUGGAAUACUAUGAUAAAGCCUUUGACCGCAUCACCACAAGAAAUGAAAAGUCCCUUCGUAGUAUCAAACGUAUCUUCCAUACCGUAACUACCACUGAUGAUCCAGUAAUUCGUAAGCUGGCGAAGACUCAAGGGAAUGUAUUUGCUACAGAUGCGAUCCUAGCUACUCUCAUGUCUUGCACCCGUUCUGUUUAUUCCUGGGAUAUCAUUGUCCAAAGAGUUGGAUCCAAGCUCUUCUUUGACAAAAGGGACAACUCUGACUUCGAUCUCCUGACAGUGAGUGAGACUGCAAAUGAACCACCGCAGGAUGAGGGCAAUUCCUUCAAUUCACCCCGCAACCUUGCUAUGGAAGCCACCUACAUCAACCACAACUUCUCUCAGCAGUGCCUGAGAAUGGGAAAAGAAAAAUACACAUUUCCCAAUCCAAAUCCAUUUGUGGAAGAUGAUAUGGAUAAGAAUGAGGUGGCUUCUGUUGCUUACCGAUACCGAAGGUGGAAACUUGGUGAUGACAUAGACCUGAUAGUACGCUGUGAACAUGAUGGAGUAAUGACUGGAGCCAAUGGAGAAGUAUCUUUUAUCAACAUUAAAACACUGAAUGAAUGGGAUUCAAGGCAUUGUAAUGGCGUAGACUGGCGUCAAAAACUGGACUCCCAGAGAGGUGCUGUGAUUGCCACCGAACUGAAAAACAACAGCUACAAACUUGCCCGUUGGACAUGUUGUGCACUGCUUGCUGGAUCAGAAUAUCUUAAGCUGGGGUAUGUGUCCCGAUACCAUGUGAAAGACUCUUCACGCCAUGUGAUUCUGGGCACACAGCAGUUUAAACCCAAUGAAUUUGCCAGCCAAAUUAAUUUAAGCAUGGAGAAUGCCUGGGGUAUCCUGCGAUGUGUAAUUGACAUCUGCAUGAAACUGGAUGAGGGCAAGUACCUCAUCUUGAAAGAUCCCAACAAGCAGGUCAUCCGUGUUUACAGCCUGCCCGAUGGCACUUUCAGCUCUGAUGAAGAUGAGGAUGAGGAGGAGGAGGAGGAGGAGGAGGAAGAGGAAGAGAGCUGAACAUUUCAGCCAAAAGCAGCAGCAACUCUUUGAAGGCACGUUCAAGUUUUGUAUUCUUCAUGACGGAUCAAAGCUGAAUCUGCACUUCAUUUGCUUAGACCCUAAGGAAUUAAAAUAAAAUCUUGAUGAGA
Varanus komodoensis (Komodo dragon) is the source of this 1931-nucleotide messenger RNA. It is a transcript of the gene EIF3D, whose product is annotated as eukaryotic translation initiation factor 3 subunit D. The transcript has 15 exons. Lineage: Eukaryota; Metazoa; Chordata; Lepidosauria; Squamata; Varanidae. Gene Ontology annotation, cellular component: cytoplasm; eukaryotic translation initiation factor 3 complex. The record is from RefSeq and is a predicted model, not a curated record. Gene Ontology annotation, molecular function: translation initiation factor activity. Gene Ontology annotation, biological process: translational initiation. The coding region runs from base 157 to 1800 and encodes 547 amino acids.